Ilex paraguariensis (yerba mate) is the source of this 512-nucleotide messenger RNA. Lineage: Eukaryota; Viridiplantae; Streptophyta; Magnoliopsida; Aquifoliales; Aquifoliaceae. The record is from the annotation of a GenBank genome assembly.
AAAUGAAAAAAUAUAUCCAAACUUCAUUUUGUGUUACUUUUUAAUGCUGAUGGGCAAUGCCUCCAAUAUGUGUCUACUUUUGGGGAGUUUUUGAAGCAUGGUCAGCCAUUGGUGUAUCAUAUUCAAUGAUAGUCGCCUUAAUUUAUGAGUUAGGAGCUGUACGCAUAGCAAGAGGCUGGUGUCACGUGCCAAAGCAGUUGAAUGCUCCGCUUGAGGUUGUCGAUUCGGAGAUUGCUAAUAUUAUCGAGCUCGAGAAAGCGAGACAAUGGAAGGGACUUGAGCUCUUUCCCUCGGAGAAUUUUACAUCUGUUUUUGUGAUGCAAGCAGUUGGGUCUGUAAUGACUAACAAAUACAGUGAAGGAUAUCCCGGUGCAAGAUACUAUGGUGGAAACGAGUACAUUGACAUAGCAGAAUCCUUGUGCCAGAAACGUGCUUUGGAAGCGUUUCGGUUGGAUCCUGCAAUGUGGGAAGACCGACACAAAGAAGAUAUCAGCGGUCUCUAUACUUUUUGA